AUGAUGAGCCAGAAAGAUACCAUAAUCGUGACUGGCGCAAAUGGCCAUCUCGGUAGCGCCAUUGUUCGGUACAUCGUCUCGUCGCUAGAGCUACAAGCCUAUCAUUCUAUCUUGAUAGUCCGAGACAAAUCAGUGGCAAACACCAAACUCACGUCCGCCUUGAAAAUGGCGGUCUCCAACGUCCACCGAGUGGCCACGACCACCAAUGGGCGCGUUUCUGCUGGAGCUAUCCCCCAGAUCCAUGGGCUGGUACUCAAUGCCGCAUUUAUUGAGUUCGAGACCCAGACAUGGGCUGAGGAGGGGUUUGACAUGGCUUUUGUGGCAAGCUAUCUGGGCCGCUGGCUGCUCAUGGUGAUGCUGUUGCGGAGCGUGAACCUUGAAACCGGGCGGAUAACAAUAGAUGGGAGUGAUGCGCAUAACCCGGACGACUGGCUGAUCGGUAUCAUUGGCACAUAUAAACACCCAAACGACAAAUGGAGAUCGUUCAUCGCCUUCGGGGCUUGGAGUACUAGGGCAGACGAUCCGAGCACACGCAAUGAUCUGCGUCGCUGCGGGGCAGCUAAAUUUUGCCUGGUCACGACGAUAAGUGAGUUGCAACGACGUCUAAAUUUAGACCCCUUACUUCAUCAUAUUAGCACAGUUAGAGAUGACCCCGGCACGAUAGCUAGCCCCGAGGGUUAUGUGAUGAUGUGGCUGUGUCUGGAAUCUAACGGGAAGAUGCGCACGACUACACGGUCUGCCGGCGAUAUCAUACGCGCUGUAAUGGACGUCUCGGUAGCCAAGGCGGCCUACUUCGAUGGCCCGGCGCUGGCAGAAACGACGUCAGAAGCCAAGGAUGCAAAGAAGCGGGAGAUGAUCUGGCGCGAUAGUGUGCGCUAUACGCAGCUAAAAGAGAGUGAGACGGUGCUUAAGGAUUGGAAAUAA
Annulohypoxylon maeteangense is the source of this 924-nucleotide messenger RNA. RefSeq names its product NAD(P)-binding protein. The coding region runs from base 1 to 924 and encodes 307 amino acids. NCBI's taxonomy places the organism in Eukaryota, Fungi, Ascomycota, Sordariomycetes, Xylariales, Hypoxylaceae. The transcript is spliced from 4 exons. The record is from RefSeq and is a predicted model, not a curated record.